Debaryomyces fabryi is the source of this 1221-nucleotide messenger RNA. RefSeq lists its product as uncharacterized. The coding region runs from base 1 to 1221 and encodes 406 amino acids. Lineage: Eukaryota; Fungi; Ascomycota; Pichiomycetes; Serinales; Debaryomycetaceae. Gene Ontology annotation, cellular component: cytoplasm. The record is from RefSeq and is a predicted model, not a curated record. Gene Ontology annotation, molecular function: protein binding. The transcript has a single exon.
AUGGGAGAAACUUUGUCUCACCUUUCCCCGGAUGAAUUAACAUACAAGUUUGAUCUUGAAGGUCUAAUUUAUGAUAGAACAUUUAAUUCAUAUUCUAAAGUUAGGCAAAUGGCUUUCUUCGUUAAAUAUAAGGGGAAACAUGUGACCAUUUCCAAUACGAAUAUCAAUGAUACCCUUCAACUAUCAAAUUUCCAGUUACAAUAUUUGAAUAUUACGCAAAUGGUCAUAAAGCCUAAAGUGAUUUCUUUAGUUUUGUUCGAUUGCAAUAAUCGUUCGUCGUAUAAUUUUAUUAGUUUCAUGUUGAGUCAUCAUUUUAAAUUGUUAAAAUCAUUUACAAAUAAGUUUAGUUUUCAAUUAAGUAUACAUGACGAUAAUUUGAUCGACAUUAAUUUGUUAAAUGGAAUAUUGUACCAUUUUAGUUAUAAUAAUUAUAUUGUAAAUUGGUUUUCAAUACACUAUAAAACUGUGAAGCAAAUUACGGGAGUACAACAAACUUCCUUUGAAGAAAAUUCUCAUGACUUGAAUCAUGGCAGUAUUGAGAACUUAGAAUUGCAUCUAUUUAAUUCAUCUAGAUUGAUGGAGCACUUUAUGUAUUUUAGAAAUCACAAUUGUAUAUGUGGAAACUUGAAAACUUUAGAUUUAUCGUAUAAUAAUAUUAAUGAUGAGAACUUGGCAAAGUUAUAUUUUCCUGAUCUGAUACAAGACCUUAAUUUAUCCAAUAAUAAUCUUCAUACAAUAUCCAAUAACUUUAAUAUUAACAACCUGGCAAAUUUAAGAAAUCUAAACUUGUCUAAUAACAACUUGAUUAGGAUAUCAAUUAGCAUUAAUAUAUCUUUCAAUUUAGAGGUAUUAGUAUUGUCUGGUAACAACUUAAAUAAUUGCAAUUUCUUAUGUAAACCCUUCUUCCAAAAUUUGCUGAAACUUAAUAUAUCGCGAAAUUUGAUAUCUAAUCUAAUAAAUCUUCCAACCUCAUUAGAAAGAUUAGAUUUGAGCGGCAAUUAUUUGAGUUCCUUCUUUAACGAACAAACUUCAAAUGUUUUUCCUGCCUCGUUGGUAGAAUUGAAUUUAUCAUGGUGUAAGAUACUCUUUAAGGCAAGGCUAAAUGUUAUCGAAGCAAAGCGGACUCUACACAUCGAAAAUUUACAUAAAUUAAAAUCAUUGAUACUUAGUGGUAAUUACUACUAUAAUAUUAACUCGGAAAUAUUACAACUCUGCAAAUAG